This is a messenger RNA of Prosopis cineraria, 867 nucleotides long. RefSeq lists its product as uncharacterized. Gene Ontology annotation, cellular component: U2-type spliceosomal complex; post-mRNA release spliceosomal complex. The transcript has 5 exons. NCBI's taxonomy places the organism in Eukaryota, Viridiplantae, Streptophyta, Magnoliopsida, Fabales, Fabaceae. The record is from RefSeq and is a predicted model, not a curated record. The coding region runs from base 171 to 629 and encodes 152 amino acids.
AACGUAGAAAGGAUAUUUCUGUUCCCCGCCCUACAUCGCCGGAACAAAACGGCCUUUUGUUAGGCUUCCACUCGAUCGGCGACUCAGGACAAUUGAAAGUUUGAAGUUUUCUAAGCAGGACCUCAACUUUCAUCGAUUUAAUUGGAAGUUCUUGAAGUUUUGAAGUAAAGAUGGGUGAUGAAGAUGAUUCCAUUGAACUAGCUGCUGCAUCACGUCGAGAAAGGCUGCGGGCUCUUAAAGCUGCUCAAGAAUUGAUGAACACGCCUGAUGAUGACUCUGCACAAGUUGAUGAUAAGACGAAUGAUGAAGAUGGAACAACUGAAGAGCAAAAUCCCAUGAAAUUUCGUAAUUAUGUUCCUCAAGACAAACACCUCCAGGAAGGGAAGCUUGCACCUGCUGUGCUACCAAAGUUUGAAGACCCUGUUGCUGCUGCCCCUCCACCUGAGAAGGAGGAUCCUUUCCUGAAUAUUGCUCCAAAGAAACCAAACUGGGACCUGAGGAGAGAUGUGCAGAAGAAGCUUGAUAAACUUGAAAAACGAACUCAGAAGGCUCUCUAUAAACUUAUGGAGGAGCAAGAAAAGCAACAGCUAUUGACUGAAGGAGAUGAUACAAAUGGCGCAGCAGAUUAAAUUGUAGCAUCCGAGCCAACCUGAUUGACCCAUGCAAAACUCAGUACCAAUGCUGAGUCAUACUUUUGCGGUGUAUAAUUACUAUUAUAUUACUCGUUCAGAAUUUAGAGGUGAAAAAUCAUGGAUUCUUGUAGUUUUUUAUUAUGUUUUGUGAAGCAAAUUUAAAAAUAACUAUUCUUGUAGUUUCUUUUUUGUUGUCUUCCAGGAAGUAAGGUGCCUCAACCGAACAUUAAGCCAA